AAAUAUGAAAAUUAACAAUGAUAUAUUGAAUAUCGAAAAAUUAGAAAUUUUAUAUCAAAAUAGCUCAAAAGAGAAAAUUGAGAUUGAAAACAAAAUUUUGAGUUUAGUAGAUUUAAUUAAAAAUGAUGAAAAAAAUCUAAAACACUUAGAAGACAGUAUAAAUGAAGAAUCUAAUAAAAAUAAUAUACAAAAAUAUAAACUCUAUCCUAAGCUACCACCGCAUGUGGAAAAUAGCUUGCAAAUUUUGGGAAAAUUAAAUGAGAAUUUAGAUGAAUGUAUCCAAAAUGAAAAAUAUUAUUUAUAUACGUCUUUCAUACAAUACAUUGAAGAUACCUGCGCCAUUUUAUGCCCAAACCACAAAAUGGCGUUACAGCUGAAUUUUAUAUAUGGACAAUUUUGAAAUGCAUUUAAUGAAUGAAUCGCAAAUCUAGUAUUUAGAGGCCCAAAUCUGCUUACAAAAAGGAAAUUUCGCAAUUACGUUCCGCCCUGCUCAUAAAAUCCUACGACCAGGUCCUAUUUUUUCUGAAAGAAUUGACAAGCGUUGGUUCGAGGCUUCACGGCGGCCAAACAAAAUGUCGGAAUUUGUUUGAUUAUAUUUUGAACGUCACGUAUUUUUGGUUCGACAUCUAUUUCCUUAAAUUAUUCGAGGAAUACAAAGAUAUAGCUAGUCAAUACGGUUGGCCCGUUAUCAAUUCCGAUACUCAAAACUUGCGAGAUUUUACCAACGAAAACAACGUCAAAUUCGCAGACGAAUCGCACAACAGGAAGAAAAUUUUAACAUCCACUAUCAAAAAAAUUUCCGAUUUACCAUAUCCUUUUUUUAAAAUUUUUUAAAAAUACCUUUCAAAAAAUAUAAUUGGCAUAAUUAUGGAAAUCUGCUAUUUUUAGGGGUUAGCUCCCUAUCGGGGGGGGGGGUCUGAACAAACGUUCUAUAAUAAUGUAAACAGUAAUAUAUUUCGAAUUGAGACGUUUUAUUCUCCACAAUGUCUAAUAUACAUGUCGUAUUCGGAUAUAAAAUUCAUGGGGAUUCGAAACUCAAUUGUAAAUCGUUUACUUGGGGUGACUUUUAAGAUUUUGAAAAUCAUAUUUGGCUGGAUAUGUAUUCUAGCACUUAUAGAGUUACCCAUGUAAAUUUUUAUACAAAUUGGCCGAAUUUUUGAACUAAUAAUAUUUUUUUCAUACUAAUUAAUUAAAACAAAAUUUGAUGAUAAAAAUCAUAUGAAAUUUAGAACCGGCCCGAUUAAUAUUUUAACCAGAAUAAUAUUAUAUAACCCUGGAGAUCUUGCCUAUAUGGCAAAAAGGUAGACCUCUAUUUGUCAAAUUUCAAGGUUUAAUAUAAUAUUAUUUUGGCUAAAAUCUUAAUUGGGACAUUUUUAAAAAUUGACCCAAAUCGGGCCGUUUAACAACACUAGUGAAUCGUAGGGGUAGUUCCUACAUAUGUUUUUCUGUCAAAUCAAAUUUUUUAAAUUUAAAAAUCUUUCCUCGAGAAUCCAAACGUUCUAACUUGUAAAAUUUUUUUUAGGGUUUAGAGUUUAUGCGCUGCAAACUUUUUUUGGGGAAUGAUCCUUGCAAUUAAUAUAUAUAAGACCAUUUCCAAAGCGGACGUUUUUUUAAAGCGGUUUCGGAGGCAUGUAUCUAGUAAUUAGUAAAAAAAUAUCUCCAAUUUUUGUGUAAUAUAAUAUUUUUAAAACAAACUCAACGAAUCAUGUAUCUCAGUCGCCAUUUAAUCGUAAUUAUCUCUUGUUUGGAAAUAAUAAAAAAAAUUGCUGUAAACAUGCCUCAAAAACCGCUUUGAAAGAACGUCCUGUCUGGAAAUGGCCUAACAGACGACAGUAAUCGGAAAAUUCGAGUAUAUUAUGAAAUUUUUAAUUUCUUCAAAAAUUUAUUUAUAGAUUGUUUAAAGUAUUGUAGUAUGCUUUAGGCAGAAUCUUCUUUUUUUUUUAAUUUAAAAGAAAAUAGCGUUCGACAAAUGAUGUAUGUUUUUUUAAUGCGAACAAGAAUAUGAUUUUGGCGGAAGUAUAUUCCAAUAUCUGUAGAAAUUUUACCCUAUAAAUUUUAGAAUUGCAUGAUAUUACUCUUAUAGUAAUAACUGACAAUACGCUCAUUACCCGCGCUUGAUUAACGAAACUCGCGGGUAACAUAUAAGGGAACAAACGAACAGAAUAACUUGACGAAUCCUUAACUUUGAAAAAUAAAUUUUGAUUGACAUGGUUCAUUAUACACUAAACCGCUCUGGAUGCUCGAUAAGAAAAUUUUGGAAAGGAUCAAGUCUUUACAAUCAAAAACUGAUGAAGAAACAUCGAAAAGGCAUUGCGAUCUACUGGACAUUAUGCCUAUGAAUAAAGUUGACCUAUUCACCAUCCUUUUGCUGGAACCAUUUUACAAAAGAUUCAAGUAUCACUUUACCGAUCUUAGAAAAACGAACCAAUUAAACAAACCUGAAUGGUAUUACAGUCAAAUACUAGAGUGGAUCAAGCUUAACUCUCCAUUUUUAUGCUCUUUACUUCAAAAUUCGCUUGAUAAUUUAGGUAUGGCUGCUACCGAUAUACAGAUAGAAUUCAUUAAAGGUUUCGUGUACAUAGCUCAAAACAAAUUAAGACGCGAUUUGCCUUCAGCCUUUACCGACGACGACACAUUCUCCCAUAUAAUUGACGAGAGCAUUUUGUUUCACAAGAGUCUCAAUUUGCUUGGGUACGAUUUGAACUUGCCAAGUUGUUUGGAAAUAUUUUGCGAAAAAUAUUAUUUUAACAAAUGGAUAUCAAUUGAACACAAAUCUGCCACGGAAAAAAUGAAUGAAUUUUUAUCUUCCCCCGACGCCUGGUCUUGUGAAUGCGAUGAAAAUUUGCUAAACGAAUUAACAAAUAAGGAUAAAAUACCGGAAUUCGUUGAAAAAUACGUCGUUUUACUGGAAUAUCUAAAUGAUCGUUACGAAUACAUCCCUUACCCUUUGCAAAAAAUCCAAUUUUUGUCGUUGCAAAUAGAAUUAUUAGACGACUUUAGGAUAAGAUUACUGCAAAUAUGUCGACAGAAAAAGUUGGAUAACACCUCCCUGACCGAAAUCAAGAUCAAUUUGAAGCCGUUCUGUUAUUUGAUUAAUUCGUUUCACAUUAUCAUUAAGCUACUGGAAAAAUGGCGGGAUACACCCACAUUCGUAUUGCUUGCCUACAUAAAAAGGAGGUAUAUUAAAUUUUUGGCCUCAUCAAAAGCGCUCAAAUGCCAAGCUUCCUACCCUUCGGAGGAUUCAAAUGAUUAUACCCAAGCUAAGCAUAAAUGUGAAAAUCCACCAGUCGAAAAUAAUAAUCUUACACCAGCAAUAAAUUUUGACACAGAAAGUGAUACUCAAGAAAUCGAAAGCGAAAAUUUUUACAAAUUUUUAUUGGCCGGAUAUGAAUCAGAUGAAAAAGGAGCCUCCUGCUUUGAUUCGCAGAAAGAUAUUUUAAAUAAUUCCGAUAUAACAAAUUCAAACGAUGAUCUCAGUGAUGAAAAUUCGACUAGAAUAUUUUCUCAAACCUUAGAACUUUACAAUAUGGCAUUCGAUGACGCCUUGUCGCAAUUAGUUGAUUGUUCUCUCGCUCUAUGGAAAUCCAAACUCAAAUUUUAUAGGAAUCAAAGAUGGAACGUUUACCCUCCAAAAAGUUACUUCAUUAAUCGCGAAUUGUCAGUGGACGCUUGUGACACCCUGAGCUUCAUGAAAGAAAUAUUAUUUAUCACAAAAAAUGGUUUGACUGAAGACAUUUUUCGAAAAUUUUGGAUAAGAUCGGCCAAAAAUUUGGAUUCCUACUUUUUCGAUGAAGUCAUCUGCGUUAACAGAUUCAACGAAGGCGGCAUCGCUCAAUUAACUCACGAUAUAAAAAACGGAUUUUUCGUCCUAUUUUCGGCUUACUCAAUUAUCCCCGAAACUUUAUUUAAAAGGACAUGUGAUGCCUUAUUAAUUUUAAACCUAAAUCGUGGGACCUGCUUGUUAUUGGAGGAAAAUUUGAAAGAAAUAGACGCAGAAUAUGACGAUACUCUCAAAAAUAGCAAACGGCUCACAGAAAUAUUGAAUGACAUUUGUGUUAAAGUUUUAAAUUUAGAGGAAGUCCUAAAAAUUUUGUUAUCGCGUAAUUUGAUGUAAAUUUUAUUAUGAAGUCUUACAAGAAAUAUUUAUGGGCUUACAAAGAUAUUUUUUUUAUAAAUAA
Messenger RNA from Gordionus sp. m RMFG-2023, 4178 nucleotides. RefSeq names its product RAD50-interacting protein 1-like. Gene Ontology annotation, cellular component: Dsl1/NZR complex. Gene Ontology annotation, biological process: regulation of ER to Golgi vesicle-mediated transport; endoplasmic reticulum to Golgi vesicle-mediated transport; retrograde vesicle-mediated transport, Golgi to endoplasmic reticulum. The transcript is spliced from 18 exons. NCBI's taxonomy places the organism in Eukaryota, Metazoa, Nematomorpha, Gordioida, Chordodea, Parachordodidae. The record is from RefSeq and is a predicted model, not a curated record. The coding region runs from base 2237 to 4114 and encodes 625 amino acids.